This is a messenger RNA of Frankliniella occidentalis (western flower thrips), 1712 nucleotides long. RefSeq lists its product as uncharacterized. The coding region runs from base 178 to 1638 and encodes 486 amino acids. NCBI's taxonomy places the organism in Eukaryota, Metazoa, Arthropoda, Insecta, Thysanoptera, Thripidae. The transcript has 3 exons. Gene Ontology annotation, molecular function: protein binding. The record is from RefSeq and is a predicted model, not a curated record.
CCGCCGCACUCCGCACUCGUUGUCGCAGCGGCACUCAGUCUCAGUCGCCAGUCGUCACGCCAUUGCCAGUGGAGAAAAGCCAGGUGCGACGUGCGUCUGACAAACCAGCUCUUCGCGACGGCAAUAAAGUUCAGGUUUCCAGUUGCUGGCAGAGUGUCUUCCCAGCCCUUGCAGAGCAUGGAGCUGAUCCCGGACGAUGUCGUAGAGGUGACGGUGUGCAGCGAAGAGCCGACGCCUGUUUCGGAGUGGUUCGAGUCGCCGGUCAUGGAGGACAUGCCGGACGAUGUUCUACUGGCGGUGCUGCAGUACGUGGACGUGGAGGACCUCUUCGCCUGCCGCCUCGUGUGCAAGAAGCUCGGUGCCCUGGCGCUGCACCCGGACGUGUGGCGACAUCGCCAACUGGUCGCCGCGAAGGCCGGGCUCGAGGACGCUGGUCAGGAAACCCCUGUGCUGCGCCUGGCGCCGUGCCUGAGGGAGGUGUGCGUCGACUUCCCGUUGGACAACCUGCUAUUCGCCACGACCAGGUGCGCGGUGGCGAACAUGACCCUGGAGGUGUGGUCCGACCCCUCCCUGCAGGCCGCGCUUGUCCUCCGCAACCAGGAGGCGCUCGGUCGACUGAAAAAAGCCGAGCUGGUCUUCUGUCCAAUGGAGCCGAUUCUCAACGACAUCCCCUGGCAGCCGAUGCUCAGCGCGCCCGGUCAGAUUCCCUGGCUGGUGUUUUGGACGGCCGCGACCUGCGGCCUGAAGACGCUCGUGAUCAACAUGUUCCCCCCCAGCGUCCCCGCCGACGCCAGCCUCUUCCGCAACAGCGUCGUGCCCUGUUCGACCCUGACCGAGUUCCAGUGCGAGGUCAGCAAGAAGUCGGAGCCCUUCGUCAACUUUGUCCUGGCCGGGCACGCCGCCACCCUGGAGGAGGUUGGCCUCGCCGGCGCCGGCCUGCCCUCCAGCUCGACGUUGACCGCGACGCUGCUGGCCGCAGCGCCCAACCUCGCUCGCCUGCAGUGCGCCCUGCUGCCCGGGUUAGAGGCACUGGCAGAGAGUGCGUCGCUUCGUGAAGUCUGCCUUGUGGUCACGUCAGCCUCCGACCUCAAGUUCUUGGGGCCUCGCGCGUCAGGCCUGAAGCCCGCGGUCCCGGCGGCCGCGGCGUUCCUGCGGCGCGCCGAUCAGCUCCACAACGUCGCCCUCCGGAUCUUUGCGGCCGACGCCGGCCUGGCCCUGGUCGAGGCCCUUGCCUCUUGCGAGCGGUCCCAAGUCAAGACGCUGGCCCUGGACCUGUGUAAGGACGGUUCGUUCUCGUGGCUGCAGAAGCUGUUGGAGCCGCUCAUAGCGCUGCUCGCGCUGCGGUGCCUCAAAGUGCAGGUGUCCGCCUGGCAGAAGGGCGACAAGGGAGACAAGCCGCUGCCGUGCCACCACGCCUGGCUGCACACUGCCCCCGUCAAGAGGCUCAUGGCGGCCAACCGACGGCUGCGGCUGGUCGUGUGCGGCUUCCAGGGCGACACCAAGCCCAAGUACUGCUCCGGCGACGAACCCUGCGACGUGUGCUUGUUGGGUUGUGGGACAUCGAUGCCGUCAGAAUGUACAAAACUCUUGGCCCGGGUAGGAAAAGUCGUUGGUGACAGUCAUCUUGAUGGUGAAUAAAACCUGUGUUCUAAAUUAAUUGUUUUUGUACUCAGAUUUUUCUUUUCUCUCUAAAUAAAUAAUAAAUUACCGUA